Molecule: messenger RNA, 512 nt
Organism: Vitis vinifera (wine grape)
Lineage: Eukaryota; Viridiplantae; Streptophyta; Magnoliopsida; Vitales; Vitaceae
Product: stamen-specific protein FIL1
Exons: 2
Coding region: 16-348 (110 amino acids)
Source: RefSeq, a predicted model, not a curated record
AGAAAAUGAGACAGAAUGGUUAAAGAAGCCAAGGCAGAACUAGUCAUGGCAGCUGCGCGUUCCCUCUUCUCUCUCCGAUUUCGAGCUACACUUCUCUUGGUUGUUGCACUAGUGGCACGCACACAGAUGGCUUGGUCGCAGCCUUCAGCCUGCUCAACACAGCUCAACAACCUAAGUGUGUGUGCACCAUUCGUGGUCCCUGGUGCCCCUGACAGCACCCCAAGUGCUGACUGCUGCACUGCACUUCAAACAAUAGACGAUGCCUGCAUGUGCAGCACUCUCAGGAUUGCUUCUCGUCUUCCUUCUCACUGCAAUCUCACUCCCGUCACUUGCGACGUAAAUGCAUGAUGUGGAUGAAGACUGAUCCAGGAAUAAUGUUGGGGCGUUAUCUUUUCGUUUUGCUUUCUUUCUUUUUGCCCUUUUUUUUUCCAGUCUCCUGUUCUGAAGAGCCCUGUCAUGCAGAUCAGGGAGAGAACUUCAUGUUAUGAAAUAAAGAGAACAUGUUUCUACUA